AUGUCGACCACAGUAUUUCUUGUUCUUCUUAUUGCAUCAUCAUCAAUGAUAGUUUAUGGUCGAUCAUUAACAAAUCCUGAACAAUUUAUGCCACUUCUUUUAUCAUCAUCCGUUAAUGAUGAUAGUUCAACUAGUACACAUGCAUCAGAUGGACGAAGUCGAAUGUUAGAAAUUGUAGCACAUAUUACCAAAUAUGUAUCAACAAUAAAAUCUAAUGAAGAAUUUAUUGAUAAUAUUAUCAAUCAUCACAGUCAAGUAGUUGAUAAAUUAAAAAUACUUCAUUUUUUAAAAAAUUGCUUUCAAAUUACUCACGCAAUCAUUCAACAAGAAAUUAAUUAUAUAACUGAUAUGUUGGUUAUAAAUAAAAAAUCUUCAGCAGCACCAUUACAGACAAUAACAGAAUUACAAGAAGCUCAAGAUAAAAUUGAAACUCUUAUUCAUGUUAUCGAUGAACGCACGAUGUUAUUGAAAACAUGGGCUCCUCCAACAAUUCCUUUUCUCAGUUUUUAA
Adineta steineri is the source of this 510-nucleotide messenger RNA. The record is from the annotation of a GenBank genome assembly. Lineage: Eukaryota; Metazoa; Rotifera; Eurotatoria; Adinetida; Adinetidae.